AUGGGAAGUUUUAUAUCCUAGGUGAAAGCGGUAAAUGAUUUGAGAACAAACUGCCAUCUCAUAAAUUUAUCAUUGGCUAAAAUCAGAGAAUUACAUGGUGGAUUCAAAAGUAUUUGCGAUAACUUUGCCAUUAACCUUACUGAAUUUGAAAGUAUAUUUUCCUCUAAUGAGGCAACUUUCGCUAUUUGGGAUACUGAUAACAAUGUUUAGUUUGAUUUGUUUGAUUUCAAUGAGAUCUAGAGUUUGGCUUUGAUGGAUUUGGAAUUCUGCAUUCAGUGCGUAUUGAUAUCGACUUCCAAAAUAUAUCAGGUAGGAGAUGAUGUCUCAGAUCUUGAAAUUACAAAUCUAGUUAGAUCCUCCUUUCCGGAGGGAGCUAGAGUGACAUUGACUUAACUUUUAAAAAUGGAAACUCCUGAUUUUAUCAGCCAUAAAAUUUUGAGAGAGAGUGAAUUCAUUAUAUAUGAUAAGCAUAAUGUUGAUAAAAAUUAGAAAUUUCCUCCAAAUUAUGGUACAAAGCCAUUUUAACCAAAGAGUGCUGCUUAACUUAUCAAUAAUAGAAGGUCUUAGAAUUUCAGAAGUUGGCUUAGUGCUGCUUUACAGCCUAUUAUUGCUUACAGACUAAAUUAGAAGACUAUCCAUAACUAUAUUAAGGAACCUGAUGAGAUUAAAUCUAAAAUGGAAUGGGUUUAUGGAAUAAGAUGUGGAGAUACUAAAAGACCUCUUCAGUACUCAGUAGGCAAGCAUUUAGCUUAGUCAACAGGGACCCGAGAGAAAUAUGAAAAGUCAACUUGGGAAAAUAAUGAGGAGAUAAUUUAUUUCACUGCUGCUAUAAUUGUUCUUUUUAAUCCCAAGAUUAACUCUUAGAGGUUCUAUUUGCAACAUGAUUAGGAGAUUUUAAGUUUGACAAUAUCUAAUUAAUCAGGAGAUAUUAUAGCAUCCUCUGAAAUAGCAGAUCAUCCUAAAAUCCAUAUUUGGCAUUCAAGAACAUUAGAAAAUAUAAACAUCUUGAAAGGCAUACACAGAAAAGGAGUUCAUCUUAUGGCAUUUUCAAACGAUGAUAGAUACUUGGUAACUUGUGGUCUUCAAAAUCCAUCUGCUGUCAUAAUUUAUGAAUGGAGAACUUCUAGUGUCAUUAUUUCAACAUCUAUCAGUGGACCAACUCAGGAUAUUUUUUCAUUGCCUCAGAUACAUGACUAAUACUUGAAAGAGAGAGAGCCCUCUGAAGAAUUAGAAUAAAGAGGUAGAAUGGUUCAGUAAAAGAUAAAGAAAGAGGACGGUAUUGUCGUGAUAAGUGAAUUUGAGAUAAUUGUUUUUAUGAAACAGACAGAUAUGUUUACUAUACAUUAUAUUUCAUUUGCUGAGGCUAAAGGUGACUGUGAGGCUAGAGCUCUUUGUGGACUAGCGAUUAUUGCUGAUCAUAAAAAUCAAUUUUACAAAUAGACAGGUGAAUUCGGAGAGAAAAAGCAUAUAUUCUUAACUGGGCACUAAGAUGGCAGGGUGUUAAUUUGGAAGCUUUAUCAAUAUGUGGGGGUCUUGCACAACUAUAAGGAUGAGAUUACUGCUCUUUCUAAAUGCUUUGAAGAUUUUAAUCAAAAGAAGCUACUAAUAUUGACUCUAUCUGGUGAUGUUAUAGAAAUAAGUUUAAGUGAGUUGCAUUAAACAAAGAUCAAAGCUAAAAGAAUAAACUCAAUUACGAAGAUAAAUGGAACAAUAAGAGCUAUGUGUUUACUAAAUUAAGUUGAAAAGACUGUUAUGAUUGGAGGAGAUUAGGGAAUAGUUUGUUCCUACGAUCUUGCAACUCAUGAUUUGAUAGAUAUUUGGAGUGUUGGAGCGAGGAUUACUGCUCUUGCAUGUUUAUCCCUUGAAGAUGGAGGAUUCAUUGCUGCUGUAGGUACAAAUGAAGGGAAUUUAAUCAUUCGAUAAGAUUGGGAGGAAAUUAUACCAAGACAUCAUGGCUGUGGAUAAAAAACUAUAAAUGACAUUAAAUUUUCAAAAAGUGGUGUGAUGAUUGCAGUUGCUAGCACUGAUAAAAAUAUAUACCUCUUUGAAUAUAAAGAUAAUGAUUAUGUCAAUUUGGUAGCUUGCAGGCUUGAAGAGGGGUUUCCAGUUUCACUAAAUUUCUCAGAAGAUUCUACAAAGAUAGCGGUUAGCACAAAUCAAAGAAAGCUUAUUCUACUAGAUCCAGCUGAUUUCACUCUAUUACCAACUGAGAGUGAGUUAUGUGCUGUAUUUUGGUCUUCAUUUGUAGGCAGGUAUCCGUUAAUCACAAAAUCUCCUAGUACCAAUAUGGUCCCUUAUGCUCUUGGAAAUUUAAGUAAUUUAGUUGCUGCUGGUGAUGAAAAUGGAAAUAUAUAUUUCUGGAAGAGUGUUUUUAACAUAAAAGAUAAUAUAGGACUUAAUUUUACUGGACAUACAUCUCACGUUCAGAGAAUAGAAUUAACUGUUGAUGAUAAAAGAUUAUUAAGUGUAGGUCUCUAAGACUAAACAUUAUGCUAAUGGAAAAUAGACUAAAUUAUAGAAGAAUCAACUGACAUUCACGGAACAAUUCAAGAUAAUCAGCAAGCAAGAAGGAAUAAUCAUAUAUCUGAUGAUGACUCUAUUAUCAAUGAAAUGAAUUAUAACUUCUCAAAAUUUCAAAGUAAUCAAGACUCAUUCAAGGACAAUACAGUUUUGAUCAGAGGUUCAAUUAGUACUACUAUCAAUAAAAUAUUGUCAAAAUUGCACUUUGAAUAUGAGGAUAAAAGCUGGAAGAAAUCACCUGCUAUGUCCCUAGUUAUUGAACAUAUUUACGGAGUCUAGACUGCAGAUAAAAGAUAAACUGUAAUGUAUGUUCAUUUUUCAGGAACAACAGAAUAAUCAAGAAAUGAUCCGAGCAAAAACUAAACCAAAUCUGCUUCUGAAGCUCUUGGUUUGACUGGAUCUGCAAGUGCAAAGCUAGAUAUGGUUUUGCCUAAAAUUCUAGGAGUCAAUUAUGCAAAUUUGAUUAAUGACCAUCUAAAUAUAACCUAUGAUCCCAAGCAUUAGAUUUGCUAGAAAUAUUUAACUUACUUUACCUCAAGAUUUGCUAUUGUCUAUAAUACUGGCAAGAACUCUCAAACUUUCUACUAAGGACAUUCAUUAAAAAUCUCAGCAAUAGCUAGACAUCCAACAAGCCCUUUUAUUGCAACAGGGGAGGUAAAUUCAAAUCCAUCAAUUCAUGUAUGGGAUGCAACCAACUUAGAGACUUUAAUUGUUUUAAAAACAUCGCAUAAAGGUGGCGUAUUCCAUAUAGCAUUUUCAGGAGAUGGAUAGCUUUUAGUUUCAAUUGGAGUAGAUUUUACUUAUUCAAUGCAAAUAUUUCACUGGUAGUAAGGUAGAACGAUGGCAUUUAGGAAUACUGGAUAUCUUCCAAUAUUUGGAGUUAGGUUUAAUCCUUAUGAUAAAACAUAAAUCAUUACCUGUGGACUUGAACAUAUGGCUGUUUGGUAACUAAAAGGUCCUCAUCUAACUUGCUAAACUUUCUAAAAAACUAUGACAGUUUCUACUUAAUUACUGGAUGAAAAUAAUGAACCAUCUUCGACAACAUCUACAAAAGGAUAAAGAUGUAUUCUACUCUGUUUGGAUUUUAUCUCGUUUAAACUUGGAAAUUCAAUUCAGAAUGAUAUUGUCUUUGGCUCAAGUCUUGGGGAAAUAACUACUUUUUGCAGUGGUAAGCAUUUUAUACUUAAUCCAAAUGCUCAUGAUGGAGCUAUAAAUUGCAUAAAGGUUACAGACUCAAUGACUGAUAGAGUGAAUAUAUUUACUGGAGGAGAGGAUGGCUUUAUUAAACUAUGGGAUGCUUCUCUAAAUCUUAUUUAGCAAAUUGAUAUGAGAAAAGUAAAAAUCAUUGAUGAUCUUAAAAACAAAAAGGCAUUUGCAGUUUAAAGUCUUGACAUCUAUGUUUGUGAUAGAAAAGAUCCAAGAAGAAUUCUUGUUGGUCUAAGAUGCGGAGAAGUAAUGGAGUCAAUCGUUACUGAAAGUGAUAGAGAGGAAUCAAAGAUGAAUUAAAUGGUUGAUAGAAGCAUGGGAUAAAGGUAAAGACCUUUACUUAAUUUCAACUUCUAUCAAUAUCUAUCCUCUCAUUCAUCACUUUACAGGAAUCAAAAUCAUAAAAAGGUAUUUGUUGCUAUGUACCCCCUUAAGAAAUAUGGUAUAUUAGCUUCAGUAGGUGAUGAUGAAACACUAAGAUUAUGGGAUAUAGUUAAACAUCAGCUGAUGACAACUAAAAAUUUAGGUACUUAGGCUACAUCUCUUAGUUUCAGUCCUGAUGGAUCUUAUUUAGCAGUUGGACUUGUUAAUGGUGUUUUCCUUCUAUUGGAUUCCAAGAUUGAAAAACUUAAUUAUGGUACCUAUAUGGAGGAAUAUCAGAAGCCCACACUUGAUGUAAAAAUGAGUCCUAAGGAAAGUAAGGCUGCUAUCCUGGCAAUAAGAUUUUCGCAUAGAGGAGAUUUUAUUGCUAUAAGCUAUGACAAUGAGCAUAGACCUCCUGAAGCUGCUUAGAAUUAAAAUUAAUAAAAAGCACCAACCCAGACGAAAGCAUCAGAAUUAAAUUAGAAAAGAGAAACUAGUUUCGUUUUGCUUUAUGUCAAUAGAUAAUCAGGAAGGAAUCCUGGAAUUAAGCUUAACUCAAAAGAUCCAUAUGUUAGAUUUAACAAAAUUGUAAUCCCAUUAGCUGAAUAUCAAGCUCCAGUCUAGAUUAGACAGAUGCUAGCUAUAACUUAAAUGGAUUUUUCUGAAGAUGAUUUCUUUCUUGAAAUGUGUACUUAAAAAGUAGAUUCAGAUCACAUCAGAGAUUACACUGAGGGAGAAGAUAUUUAUGUUGUCUUUGAUAUCUCUUAGAACUAAAUUGUGUCAGAUUUUGACUUGCUAAAGAAAGCGGAAUGGCCAGAGUGGAGUUUAUCUAAUGCCAUUAAUGCUAGGUUUUAAGGCAAUCAAAUUACCCCUGAAAACAUUGAGGAAGAAAAAAAGCUAAGACUAGUUGAGUAAUGUAUAAUGACAUCUAUCUCAAGAUUCAAUCUUAUUUAAAAUUCUGUUUGUGGUAGCAUUAAUGGAGACCUUUACUUAUUUAGAUAUCCAUCACUGUUUAUUGAUAAAAAUAACGUCAUUGAUUUCAGUAUCGAUAAACUAAGAAAGAUUGAUAUGGCCCUAACAAGAGGAUUUUCAGCUCAUACUUCAAUGGUGCAGUGCACUGAAAUUCAUGAAGACAAUUAUAUAUUUUCAACUGCAUUAUCUGACUAAUGUAUCAUUCAGUGGAAGGUUUAAUACGAAGACCAAGAUUGGGAAUUAGAUUUUAAUAGAUUUUAAGUUGAUAAAACUGAUCCUUUUGCAGAAGUACCCUCUGCUGAGAGAUUUAAAGUAUUAAUGUCUGAAAUAUGGACUCAAAGACUUGAAGUAGCAGAGAGAGCUUUUGAUAGAAGAAACAAUUUAAAGAUUGAUUGCUAAGAUAAAAUUAUUUACAGUGCUGGAUCUUUAAUAAUCUUUCUUUCUAAAAACGAUGAUCCAGACGCUGAAUGCCCAGUUCUUCAAGAGUUUUUGACUCCAGAAGAGCAAAGAUUUACAGCAAUCUCCCCCGAAGUCUCAACUUUUACUUUAUCUGAUGACAGAAGAAUUCUGGUUAUUGGUACAUCUUAAAUUGAGGCAAAUGUAUUCAUAUGGGAAAUUAGUACUAAUUUACAGCUAGCUAGGCAAAUCAUUCAUUCCUUACCAUACAAGAUCAAGGAUGUCGCAUUUUUUCCUGGUAGUACAAGAAAAUUCGUAACCUGUGGAAUUCAACAUAUGUGUUUUUGGAGAUAAAGUGGAAGAAAUCUUGAGAGUUAAAUUGGUGAGCUUACUAUACCUAAGACUUUCAAUAACCUUGGUGAUGGUGUAUUCAGUCAUGAGGCUUAGAAUCAAAAUAAAUUUGGACUGUCACUUGUAUGUGAUGAUAUUGAUCCUUAAAUGCUUAAAAAUAAAAGUCAAGAAGAAGAGUUGGAGAACAUAUUUGUUACAUUCCUAACUAUAGGAUUUCUAAUGAAUACACUUAUUGCUGCAGGUGAUGAUGGAUUUGGCUCAGUCUUAGCUCUUGAUACUAAUGUAAAUGCUGGACUUAUACUUUCAGGUGGAAUGGAUGGAACUGUUAUAUUAUGGAGGCUAUUGAUAGAACCAAGAUCAAAUAUUAAAUCACUAGAUAAGCUCAAGACAUUAUCUGUAGCUAAAAAUAUAGAUCCUUAACAAGCAGUAAUGGAUCCCAAAUACAAUGUUCAGAGUGUCUGCCUAGGGCAUAACAGAAUUAUAAUUGGAACAAGAAGUGGUAAUGUACUAGAAUCAAAGAUCAAUGAAGCUGGUGAGGACUCAAAACUUAUCAAACCUACUGGAUCAAAAUAAAAUCUUCAAAGAUGGAUAAGCUGCAUAGACAAUGAAACGCCUAAAUCCAUUUCAAUUGAUAUGAGAAGUAGCAGAAUAUUUAUAAUCACUCACAAGGGUUAUUUCUCAGUUUGGGAUCUUAACACAUUCGAUGUAAUUUUCACUAAAAACUUUGCUAAAGUUUCAAGAUCAAUUAUUUCCUUCAAGCUUUCAAAUAAAGUCAUGCUUAUAUUUGAGAACGAAAUCAUAGUCCUUGACAGCAAUCCGGUAAAAAAGGAGUACGAGGAAGUUCCUUCUUACAAUUUGAAGCUUAACACAAUUUCUGAUGCAAAGCUAAAUCAUAAUGAGAGAAUUCUUGGUGUAGCAACUACUUCUGCUGCUGCUCCAGAAGUUACGCUUUAUGAUACUGAUAACGGUUUUACUAAGAUGAAAACGCUUUAUGGAUUUAAGUCUAGCAUCAAAUAUAUAGAUUUUUCCACUGACAACUAUUAUCUGUAAUGCGAAGACAAUCUGGGUGAAGUAUUACUUUUCGAAAUAGAAACUUAGAGAGUCAUUCAUACUGAUGCUAUUGAUUUUGAACUAGAGUGGCUUGGAGAGGGUCUUAGAAGCUAUUCACAUCUUAAGGGUAUUCACUAUUGGUACAAUCAGAGUAAUAAAAUCUAACAGAUAGCAAAGGUAAUUGGCAGGCCCAUUGUUGUAGUAGGUGAUGAGCUAGGGACUAUUAGACUAUUUAAUUAUCCCAAUAUUAGUGGAUAGGGCUAUUAUCAAUGCUAUAGUGAUCAUUUGUUUUCAAUUACUAACUGUCUAUUCAGUCCAGACAGAAAAUUUUUACUCACAACAAGCGAGAUGGAUAGAUGUAUAUUCAAAUGGAGAGUAAACUACAAAUUAGAAAGGAUCAAAGAACUUUAACAGCAGAAAGUUCAUUAAUGA
Stylonychia lemnae is the source of this 7290-nucleotide messenger RNA. The record is from the annotation of a GenBank genome assembly. NCBI's taxonomy places the organism in Eukaryota, Ciliophora, Spirotrichea, Sporadotrichida, Oxytrichidae.